Messenger RNA from Pseudo-nitzschia multistriata, 1488 nucleotides. Lineage: Eukaryota; Bacillariophyta; Bacillariophyceae; Bacillariales; Bacillariaceae. The record is from the annotation of a GenBank genome assembly.
CCCAUUAUUACGAAACGUGUAGUACGAGCUCUCGUAGACCCCGCGCGCGCGCAGUGGUAACUAUAACUCGUACCAGUAUUAAAUUUUGUGAACAGAUUUCUACCUUCCUCCACCCUUCAUUUCGAGAUUACAACAUGGCAAAAUGAUGGAGCUGUUCACUUCGGUUGGAUCAAUUGCAAAGAGGCGUUGUAGUAAUAGAGAAGUCGUCGUUUCCAUCGCAUAUCUGGUAUUUGCUCUCUGUAUUUUUGUUUUGUCAAAAGAAUUCCAUUUGCUGAAUGGAACCGCGGAGAUUAGUGGAGUUUUUGAUGAUGCAAUUAAAGACAGAUCAAAAAAUCUAACCAAAAGUUAUGAGCUUGACUAUGAAAGUUGUAAAGCAAGUGGCGUUGAUAGCCUCGUGCCAGAGAACUGGUGCUUGGACUCUAACAACGUCCCCCGAUAUGUCGGUAAGGAAGACUGGCCUCCAAGAAACAUCCAUCGAUACACUCAUGGUGGAUACGAAAAAUGUUUGGGGAACAAGACUUUGGUGUUUAUAGGGGAUUCUCGAGUUCGGUAUCAAUUCAUGUCUCUUGCUUCGUAUCUGCAAUCAAAAGAGUUCAUGAAGUGCGAAGACUAUUCGAUGAUUGCAGAAGCAAAAAACAUCACAUUUUCACCUGAUCCAAAAUGUUUUUUGGUGAACGAAAGAUUUUUAAACAUUUCUUGGAAUCAAUGGUAUGAGGAUACCACUGCCGAGUUUCCAGGGAGUCUAUGCGACUGUUAUCGAAGCAACAAGAAGGGAUUCAAACCAGAUUCAACCUUCGAAAAUAGAUUUUUCAAGAAACCAACUCCUUUUGGUGAGAUCACCCUGGUGUACAUUCAAAACUUUCUUGAUGACGUUACCAUGAACAAGCACUUCCCACCAUUUACUUCCUUCGAGCCGAAUCCACAGCGCUGCAAGCCUGGUAAUUGCUUGGAUAGAACAAUUGGUUUUCAAGGAAAUUUAAGCGCAAUACUAUGGAACAUUGUCCCUAAAUUCAAUCCGACACAUGUGUUCGCCAAUAGUGGAUGGACGUUUGUGGACUACUCUUGUGAAGUUCGGGACUUUUCAAGGCAUUAUCCUGGUAUCAAAUCAUAUUUAAUCAGCCAUCCAUCCAUGUUGGAAAAAGUUUACAAUCCAUCUCUAGAAUUUGAUGCAACAAAACUACAAUGCGACAGUGAUUUGAUUGAUCGUACCGCCAUGACCAAAAAUGUGCCGAAGAAUUGGUACUGGGAUCGGGCGCAUGUGCUCAGUAUCUUAAACGAAGAAUGGAAUCACUUGUUGGUGGGAAAAAUUUGCCCGAUCAAAACAUACUACUAAUAUUCCGUGAACGUAUUUGAAACAAGACAUUAUUUUUUAUCUUAGUUGUUCAUUUUUUCUCAAAAGUAGCUGCUCACCGAUAGUCAAACCCAGUACUGCAUAUCGAUAUUCUUUCCGAUUUAUCAUUUGUAUGCAAAUAGAUUCAGGAUUAGAUU